Sorghum bicolor (sorghum) is the source of this 3317-nucleotide messenger RNA. Its product is annotated as serine/threonine-protein kinase-like protein CCR4. The transcript has a single exon. The coding region runs from base 185 to 2815 and encodes 876 amino acids. Lineage: Eukaryota; Viridiplantae; Streptophyta; Magnoliopsida; Poales; Poaceae. Gene Ontology annotation, biological process: protein phosphorylation. The record is from RefSeq and is a predicted model, not a curated record. Gene Ontology annotation, molecular function: protein serine/threonine kinase activity; ATP binding.
CUAGAAAGAAACAAAAAGCGAAAUCCAAGCAAAAGCCAGCGCACCCACUCGGUCCCUCUCCCUCCUCUCCCGUCUCCUCGAUUCCCGAUUCCUCCUCGCGUGCCGUCGCCGUCCACCGCGGCAGGGCAAGCAACGGCUGGCUGCCUCGCGCGCUCAUGUCGUCUUCUCCCUCCGGGUGCCGCCAAUGUCUAGCCAUGCCCAAGUCGACCACCGCCGUCGUCGUCGUCCGCGUCUUUUCCUCUUGACGAGAACGAGCACGAAGCUUUACCUCCUUGUCCUCCUCGUCGCCGUCGUCCUGAUCGCCGACGUGUGCACGGCGUCGCGGCAGUUCUCGACGGUCGCCAUCUCGCACGCGCCCAACGCCACGCUCGUCUGCGCGCUCGUCACCACCAGCGCCGCCGAUGGCGCGGGGACCAAGCUGCACUGCACCUCGCACCCGGACGGCCAGCAGUUCGUGUACCCGUCCGCGGACAUCCCCUACAACGCCAUCGCGGCGGGCACCGACUUCCUGUGCGGCCUCAUGGCGCCGCUCGGCGGCCACGCCGCCAUGCGCUGGUGGUCCUUCUCCGAGGAGUUCGCCGCCAACCGCUCCCGCCCCGUCGGCCGCCGCCUCUACUGGGGCCCCUCGCUCCGCUCGCUCAACGCCGGCGGGUCACACGUCUGCGGCCUCUCCGACGACCACGACCCCACCUGCUGGGAGUGGCCGCACCUGGCCCUCCCCAAAGGCCUCGACUUCUCCCGCAUCGCGCUCGGCCACGACUUCCUCUGCGGCAUCGACAAGCGCGACAACACCAGCAUGAGCUGCUUCGGCGGCAUGACGACGCCGUCGCUGACGCCCACGCCCGCGGCCUUCAAGACCCUCGCCGCCGGCCACCGCCACGCGUGCGCCGUCGACGCCGAGGGAGGAUUCGCCUGCUGGGGCGAUGGCGACGUCCCCAACGUGCCGGCGCACGAGCUGCCGGGAGACAUGCUCGCCUUGGCGCUUGGCAACGACACCACCUGCAUCCUCUCCGGCAGUGGCAGGGUCCAGUGCUGGGGCGCCGUUCAGGUGCCGGACCAGUACAGGAACACGGAUUUCCUGGCCAUUGAGGCCGACGGCGACGCGGUGUGUGGCAUCCUCAAGAGCAACUACUCCGUCGCGUGCUGGGGGAGGACCGACCGCUUCGGCGACGGCGGCAGCUUGGUCUACAACAGCACCAUGCCCGGCGCCUGCGCGCGUAAGAAGAGCUGCCCCUGCGACAUCAUCUCCGGCUCCGGCGCGCUCUGCGGCACCGGUGGCGCCGAGGACGGCGAGGAGCUCGCCGUCUGCCAGGCCUGUCCGAUGCCGCUGAACGCUUCCAGGAUCCUCAUUGCCAACGGGAGGGAUGUAUCGGCAGGCGGGGACGACGGCGGGAAGAAGAAGAAGAAGGCCAAGACCCUGACCGUCGCGCUCAGCGUGGGCGGCGUCGGCGUCGCGGUGCUCGCGGCGGCUGCGGUGGCGCUCUACCUCGUAGCGUACAGGAAGCGGCAGAACAACAACAAGAAGACGCUGACGCUGCGGCUCGGCGAGUCGUCGUCACGGCGGCUGUGCCGCGACGUGGAGGCCAUGGUCAUGCCGGCGCCGCAGGUGUCGCCGCUGCGGUCGGCGCGGCCGCUCGGGUGCGAGGAGUUCACGCUCCGGGACCUGUCGCGCAUCACCGACGGCUUCUCGGAGGAGAAGAAGAUCGGGAGCGGCAGCUUCGGAUCGGUGUACCGCGCCAAGCUCCCCGACGGGCGCGAGGUGGCCAUCAAGCGUGCGGAGCGCAGCGGCAGCGGCGGCCGCCGGCGGCGUCGCUUCGACGCGGAGCGCGCGUUCCGCGCGGAGCUCCGUCUGCUGUCGCGCGUGAACCACCGCAACCUGGUGCAGCUGCUGGGCUUCUGCGAGGAGCGCGGCGAGCGCAUCCUGGUGUUCGAGUUCAUGCCCCACGGCGCGCUCCACGACCACCUCCACGGCAGCAGCAGCAGCAGCAGCAGCAGCGACGGCGGGUACUCGCCGCUGUUCGCGUCGUGGGAGGCGCGGCUCCGGGUGGCGCUGGACGCGGCGCGCGGCGUGGAGUACCUGCAUUGCUACGCCGUGCCGGCCAUCAUCCACCGCGACGUGAAGCCGUCCAACAUCCUCCUCGACGGCGAGUGGACGGCCAAGGUGUCGGACUUCGGGCUGUCGCUGGCCAGCGGCAGCACGGCGGCGGCGGCCGCCGCGUCGUCGUCCGCCACGGCCGGCACGGUGGGUUACAUCGACCCGGAGUACUACCGGCUGCAGGAGCUGACGCAGCGGAGCGACGUGUACAGCUUCGGCGUGGUGCUGCUGGAGCUCGUCACCGGCCGCAAGGCCAUCCACCGGACGAGCCAGGACGGCAGCGGGUCCCCACGGAACGUGAUCGAGUUCGCCGUGCCGGCCGUCGAGACGGGCAACAUCACCAGGAUCCUCGACGAGCGCGUGCCGCCGCCGCGCGGGCACGAGGUGGAGGCGGUGUCGCGCGUCGCCAAGAUCGCCGCGGAGUGCGUCCGGCCACGAGGCCGCGCCAGGCCGAUCAUGUCCGAGGUGGUGGCGGAGCUGGAGUGGGCCGUCACUCUGUGCGAGGAGUCCGUCGUGGCCAGCGCCGCCGCGGCCGCGGCCGGCGCCGGGCAGAACAGCUCCCGGCACGGCGGCUCCGACCUGUCGCGGUCGCGGUCGCGCUCAGAGUCCGACGAUCCGAGCCCGUUCCACACCCGCGAGCUCGGCUUCGGCUUCGGCUUCGGCCUCAGCCUCGGCUCGAGCCAACCCAUCUCCCAUGGCAGGUCUCACUCGACAAUGUAAAAUCAUGUUUUUUGUCUUUUUUUUUCCCACGGUUGGUAUACAACAUAGGCUGAAUUAGUUGAUGUCCAUAAAAUUUUUAAAUUUUUAAAAGAAAAAAAAACAGAGAGGGAGAAAAGUUCUUCGGAUGGAUCGUUUCUUAUGUGAAUUGUUCCUAAUUUAAAGUUUUGAUUUGUAUAGAUGAGAAAAAAAAAAUCUCAGUGAGUGUUUGACCAAAUCUGACAUGUAGUAUGUAGUACUCUAGAUGAGAAGAGUUGUGGGGGAGGUGUAAGUAGGGUAGGAAGAAGCUAAUUUUUGUUUAUUUAUAUAUAAAAAAUUUCUUGGGGGGUUGGUAGAGGGGUUAGAGAAGAAGAUACAGAUGUGACUUGUGAGGUGUGGAGAUGUAACAACUGUACUUAACUCAACCAACUGUGUUAUACAAUUAUGAUAUCACACAUUUGGAAUGGGUGCAAUCAUCAGACUUACAAUCAUUUGAUUUGAUUGAUUCUUUGACAGGUGCCUUGUA